AUGAGAAUUUGUGCUGACGGUGUUCUCUCCGAAGGCUAUGACGGGGCAUCAUUUGGUGGUGUCCAGACCUUUGGGCCGUUUCUGAGGAAGUUUGGACGAUGGAGCGAGGACAAGGAGGAUUAUACAAUCCCGACCAAUGUUGUCUCGAUGAUGAACAGUUUACCUAUGAUCGGAAAGUUCCUUGGAGCUGUCAUUGUCGGGCCGAUGAUUGAGAGAUGGGGGCAUCGCCUGUCCAUGGCCAUAACGUGCUGUGUUCAGGUUGUAGGAACAGUUAUCCAAGUAACGAGUCAUAGCCCAGCACAAUUCAUCGUCGGCCGGAUGCUCAUCUACGGUGCAGUCGGCUUAGUAGAGAACGUCGUACCAACCUACGAGUCGGAAAUCUGUCCGGCACCUCUAAGAGGUUUCUGCGUGGGAUCUAUUCAGUUAUUCUUGACAUUUGGAUCGCUUAUUGCCGGUGUCGUGAACGAGGGACUGUCCAAGCUCGACACUGAUGCCGGAUGGAUGGUUGCAACAGGCAUCCAGAUGGUCCCAGCUCUUAUCAUCCUGACUGGGCUUUAUUUUACUCCAGACUCUCCGCGUUGGUUAAUCUCAAAGAACCGGCGAUCCGAUGCCCUCAAAGCCCUGAAGGUGUUUCGACCUAAACAGCAGGUUGAAGACGGCCGUUGUGAGCUGGAGAUUAUUGCUCUAGAGAAUUCCGACAACAUGCAAGAGAAAGCACCUUGGAAGGCUCUUUUCAACGCGUCCAAUCGACGCCGCACUUCCAUCGCACUGGUGAUCAUGGCCUUACAGCAGCUGACAGGCGUCACCUUCAGUAGUUCCUACGGCCCAACGUUCUACAAACAAGUGGGACUCGGUGACAAGGCAUUCGCAUACGCUGCCAUCAACAACGCCGUAUCUGUUGUCACCGCGGUCAUCGGAAUGUACAUGUUCGAUGUCUUUGGCCGCCGCGACCUCACCUUGCACGGCUGCUGGGGCCAGGCCCUCUUCCUAUGUCUGAUCGGUGGACUCGGGGCAGAGUCUAGUCGAUCUACAUCUGAAACAAACGGCAUGGUUGCCUCUUUCAUCCUGUAUGCCGCCAUCCUGCACGCCACCCUGGGCCCAGCAGCAUAUAUAACAGCCGCGGAAGUUGGAACAGCCACGCUGCGUGAAAAAACCAUGGCCAUAUCGACAGCCUGGAACGUCGUCGUCGGCUUCGGCGUCGUCUACUCGACGCCCUAUCUCCUCUCAACGCCCGGUGCGAACCUCGGCGCCAGACUCGGCUACGUAUGGGGAGGCUGUGCCGCAGUCGGUGCAAUCUGGGUCUGGUUCUUCAUGCCUGAGUUGAAGGGACGCAGCUUGGAAGAUGUCGACGAGCUAUUUGCUGCGGGCCUUCCGGCUUGGAGGUUUAAGCAAUACGAGUGCACGGGGAUAAACAGGGACAUGCUUGCUAAUUACCAGGCGAAGAUGGAGGAUGAUAAGGGUGAAGAGAGGGUUGAGUUGGAGAAUGUUUAG
Aspergillus puulaauensis is the source of this 1491-nucleotide messenger RNA. Its product is annotated as sugar porter family MFS transporter. The transcript is spliced from 8 exons. Gene Ontology annotation, cellular component: membrane. The coding region runs from base 1 to 1491 and encodes 496 amino acids. The record is from RefSeq and is a predicted model, not a curated record. Gene Ontology annotation, molecular function: carbohydrate:proton symporter activity. NCBI's taxonomy places the organism in Eukaryota, Fungi, Ascomycota, Eurotiomycetes, Eurotiales, Aspergillaceae. Gene Ontology annotation, biological process: carbohydrate transport; transmembrane transport.